AAACUUCAUAGUAUACAGCUCAGCUUACCAAAUUUCAACCUUGCCGACUGGCGGUUUCAGUUUACAUAGCUUCACCAGCCACCUAUCGAUUGCUUUCACGAGGGAGCGCUGCGCCGCGCUUGUGCUGCUAUACCCAGCUAUAGAUGUCGUGUAAGGGUCUGCUGGCCAAGUAUGCAGAGUGCAUUCGGAAGACGGAGUGUAUGGCGGUGCAAAAGCGGGAUCUAAAAGACUGCAUGGCAGAUAAAGCGCCCGAAUGUGAAACAUAUCGCUACGCCCUGUAUCAGUGCCGGCGAGGCCAAGUGGACGCGAGGAGCCGGAUCCAGGGCAACAAGGGCUAUUAGCGCCAGCCGGCUUCUCGUGCAGAUGCCCGCCAGACAGCUUACCCACGCAAUUGGGGCAUGGCUUUGGUUUUCCUGCGGUGUGGCACAAGUACACUUGUCACGCAGGUGGCGUGCUGCCGAAUCACAUGGGCAUGACCGCUACCGGAUGCCGCUGGGUGUGAAGCAGUCAUACGUGCAGAAAGUGCAUGGGGCUGAUGCUGUUGUAAAUGCGACGUCAAGGUAGGACAGUCCUUUGAAGGACCACCUGCGGCCCAAGCUGCUAUGAAGGGCUUGAAUGCGCCGUCGAGCCCGCAGAGGGAACAGUGCAUACGGCGGGAGGAUCAGGAAGGAGCAGCGAACAAUGCCAACUAGGCUUUGCCGGAGCCUGUCACAUUCCUGUGCAUACUGGAUCCACGUCCGCGCUCUCCGUGUGCUGUGUGGAGGGGUGUGUCUGCAAGUGUAUGGAUGCAAGCAACAAUCUGAGCUGCAGUAAAGAUUGACAGAUGGAAGAACGCCUGCAAGGUGGCGAGCUGCUUGGGCUGAAUAGGACGUACGGUUGCAGGGUACCGGUACGGUUUGGGGGCCCCAUCACCAAAUCCAUGACACGGUAUAAUUACGAAGAAUUAUUAGACAAGUGUUCCCCGGUCACGGGAAAAGGGGCUGAGCCCCUCAACAAUCUGAGG
Messenger RNA from Chlamydomonas reinhardtii, 1003 nucleotides. RefSeq lists its product as uncharacterized. Gene Ontology annotation, biological process: mitochondrial respiratory chain complex IV assembly. The transcript has 2 exons. Lineage: Eukaryota; Viridiplantae; Chlorophyta; Chlorophyceae; Chlamydomonadales; Chlamydomonadaceae. Gene Ontology annotation, cellular component: mitochondrion. The record is from RefSeq and is a predicted model, not a curated record. The coding region runs from base 144 to 341 and encodes 65 amino acids.